CCUCUUGGGUGGUGUGGAAACAAGUAUAGCAUUUUAAAUCGAAAUUAAUUGAACAUAAAUUAUUAACAUUGAUUAAUUAAUGAAUUAAUCAAUUAAUUGAAUAAAAGAUAUGCCAUUAUUUCGUGUUGUUUACUAGGAACAUAUUUUAUAGGAAACUUCCUCCUCGUUAAUUUUGCGGUCUACAUACUUUUUCGAAAAACGCAUAGUUUUAGAGAUAUUUGCAAAAAACCGUUUUUGGGCGCCAUCUUGGCGGAAUGGCGCGCCGGCGGCAUACCUCGGAUUCUGCAUUUUGUGAAUUUUAGUUCUAGAUCUCAAAAGUUUCAAAACUUCCGGACUUAUUUCCUGGUAAAAAUCCCCAAUUACUGGCCUAAGCGGUUUGGUGAAUCAUGGAAAGAUUUUAUAUGCCUAUCUAUACUUUUCCCCUUCUUGUCAUUUCUAAAUAUGAUUUCCGCGAUUACCACUAGCUUCAUGGCAUUUAUGAUUAGAAAAGAGUUUUGUAAAUAGGUACUUAGGUAUAUGAUCCGAGUUAUUUUGACAAGGGCUUCCUAGGAGAGCUAUUUUGACAAGGCGGUAUGGUUAUGAGCCAUUUUGUCGGGACUGUUGUGUUGGGAUUCUUUUGUCGGGGUCUACGCGUCACGGCUUUUCACACCUGUUUCUAUAUUUUCUGGGUUAGAUUGGCUUUGGUCUACUGGAUUCUGGAUUAUGAUAGGAGGGUGGACAGAGUCCACGCGUACCUAGGCCUCAAAUUCGGGCCCUUUUUGUAUGUUGGCUGUGUAGCAUCCUCUACAAGAUGGGUGAUUCUAUAGACCUAUCUAUCUAUGGUCCUUUGAAGGCUUCUCUUGCAUGGCGACAAUCAUGUUCCAUUUAGCCCCCUGUGUUGGGUUAUUGUUCUAAUUCAGUUUUUGGUCAAGUAAGAUUCCUAGAUAUUUUACCGACUGAAAAUUGGAGGUGUUUUUGCUUCUUGGAAUAGCAUGGGAGUUCGAAGACCCUCCACUUUUCUUGUGAAGAGAACCAGCUCCAUUUUUGUCGGGGUGAUGGACUAGGAGUAUUCCCUACACCAUUCUUCGGUUAAUCUAAGAGCUGAUUGCAUCAGUCUGCAUAGAGUACAAGAGUAACCUCAAAUUUGUCAGUUGUUAGUAUGGAUAUAUAUCGUCCGCAUACCCCAGGGGCGGUAUGCUUUAGGCGGAAUCGCAGCUUUGGGGUUAUAUAAAGACCCUCCAUUGUUUGAUACAGAGGAGAGGGGGAUUCUAUAGAGCUGCAAAAACUCUUCCAUGCCUUAUAUAGCCUUUGGUUUAUCUUAUAGGCCUCCCAAUCGCCUGAGCUUUGCUCUUCUUUGCCUUACUGAACAGUUUGCCCAACCGAGUUUUCUGCUUUCGAGCGCCCUGCACCAUCAGGGACCAUCCCUGGCAGUCUUCGGAGGAAAUGGCUGCAUAAUGAAGUUGGUUUCAGAUUGGCAAGCAGUCAAGAGUACCUAAAAGGAUCUACGAGCAUGGGUAUUGUGUACAAACCAAGGUACAAAGCUGGUGAACUAGAGGCGUACCAUGGAAUCCGAAUAUAUUGCUGCAGAACUCCAAGGCGCUCCAUGCCUCAAAAUCGACGCCAGUGCACUGCAACUACUGAAAAACCCAGAAUUCCAUAAACGGUAAAACUAGCACUCAUCUUCGCUACUGCGUUGACGUCACAACUAACGGCGGCCGUCAUCUCGAGUGCAUGGAGUGAUGCACUGUUCCCUACAGGGUCUUUAAUUUAAGAUGUUGAAUCUCGACCCGAUUCCGAUAUUAACUUUCAACUCAACGAUGUGGAGAAAUCCGAAAUUAAGUCUAUGCACUGGGGCCGAUCUGAGACGGAGAUUAUCAUAGGCCAUCAAAAUGGUUCUGUGAGACUUUACAACACUUUAACAAACAAUUUUGUACAAUCGUUAAGUAAUCUGGACGGGGAUGGUGGUGUUUGCGGUUUAGGUGUUUUAGACAAUUCAGUAUUAGUGGCACGAAAUAGUGGUGUCAUUAAUAUAUGGUCUAAGAAUAAUGUUGAAAGUUUUAAACUGAACUUACCUGAUGAUAGCACGUUAGAUUGCAUGGCUCAAAAUUUUAAUAACUACAAUGUGAUCGCAACUGGUGGGGAACGGAACGAUUUAAAGUUAUGGGACAUUGAAACUAAAUCAUCUAUAUUCAAAGCGAAAUCGAUGGGACAUGACGAAUUGAACUUACCUAUACCUACCUCAGUUCGAGGUAUUUGUUUCUUCAACAACGAAAAUAAUUUAGUCAGUUGUGCAACAAAGGAAGGCCAUGUUUUGUUGUACGAUGGUCGGGUUCAAAGGAGACCUAUUGUUAAGUUCUUGGAGGUAAAGGCGAGCUACUCGGCAAUUGCUUGCACAUAUCGUGAUAGACAAAUUGUGGCCGGAACUACAAGAGGUUAUAUACAGUUACUGGAUUUAAGGGCUUCAAAGCGUUGUCUUCGUACUUAUAAAUCGUUUACUGGCGGAGUUACAAGUUUAGUAUGUGACAUAUCGUCGCCUGUCGUUAUAAGUACAAGUUUAGACCGAUUUGUGCGCAUUCACGAUUUGGACACAAAGAAUUUGCUGUACAAGAAGUACAUGAAGCAGAGUUUAACGCAAAUUGUUAUUAAGCCCAUCUUUAAGGAGGAACCGAAGGAAGAAGAAAAGGAUAGUAAAUUUAAUAAUGAAAAUGUAGAUGCAGAAUUUGAGGAGAUGUUUGAUCAAAUGGAAACAAUAACUGAGAAAUCGGUAAAGAAACGAAAAAAAAUAACAGAAAGUCAAGUCAAGCACACAAAGUUGAAGAGAAUUAGCAAUUAGUUAUAUAAUUGACAUGAUAAGAAGUAAAAAUUUAUAAUAUGA
Molecule: messenger RNA, 2854 nt
Organism: Photinus pyralis (common eastern firefly)
Lineage: Eukaryota; Metazoa; Arthropoda; Insecta; Coleoptera; Lampyridae
Product: WD repeat-containing protein 74
Exons: 7
Coding region: 1823-2812 (329 amino acids)
Biological process (GO): ribosomal large subunit biogenesis
Cellular component (GO): preribosome, large subunit precursor; nucleolus
Molecular function (GO): protein binding
Source: RefSeq, a predicted model, not a curated record